Scylla paramamosain (green mud crab) is the source of this 1107-nucleotide messenger RNA. RefSeq names its product histone H3. Gene Ontology annotation, cellular component: nucleosome. Gene Ontology annotation, molecular function: DNA binding; protein heterodimerization activity; structural constituent of chromatin. Bases 675 to 1085 code for a protein of 136 amino acids. The transcript has a single exon. NCBI's taxonomy places the organism in Eukaryota, Metazoa, Arthropoda, Malacostraca, Decapoda, Portunidae. The record is from RefSeq and is a predicted model, not a curated record.
GCCAAGUCUCUCCAGCCUGAAGAACAACAUUAAAGCGGUGACUCGCCAGGAAGCUCGGGACAACAUGAGACAAUGGGCCAGUGCGGGAUCACCAAGUGCUUACUGGUACCUACAGGCAUUACAAAAUCCCGACCCCCUUCCGCAAAACCUGGAGAGGGAAUCCAGAGUAAACCUACACAGACUCCGUCUAGGUUACAAAUGCUUCAAUGAGUUACAAAACACCUAUGACACUUGUCCACACUGCCACACACAGACCAUGUCCCCACUCAUACACUACAUUGAAGAUUGUCCAGCAACAGGGACAAUGCUCAACAGAAAUAGUGGCACCGCUCCAGAUAUACUGAGACAUACACCACAAGACACACUCAUAGAGCUAGUACGGACGUACCCUCCACCUCGUUAACACAAACACACACACACACACUCACACCCUCACCAUCGUCUUCGGACAUCUUGCUGUUAGGAUAGCUGUGGCUCUGCCAAAAGCCCAAGGGAAAAAGAACUAACCUCAAACCUAAGAUCUUCAUACCACCUGUUUCCCCGGGCCGCCGAAAGGCAAAGGCCCGCGUCACUCCAACGUGACAAAUCUCAAAAAAAAAAAAAAAAAAAAAAAAAAAAAGGAAGCGCGGGCAGACUCAGCUGAGUGUUCGUUGUGAGUUGUUGUUACCACAACUAUGGCACGUACCAAGCAAACGGCUCGCAAGUCCACUGGUGGCAAGGCGCCCCGCAAGCAGCUUGCUACAAAGGCAGCUCGCAAGUCUGCUCCAGCCACUGGAGGUGUCAAGAAACCCCACCGUUACAGGCCUGGAACCGUUGCUCUCCGUGAGAUCCGCCGUUAUCAGAAGAGCACUGAGCUGCUUAUCAGGAAACUGCCUUUCCAGCGCCUGGUGCGUGAAAUUGCUCAGGAUUUCAAGACUGACCUCCGCUUCCAGUCCUCUGCUGUCAUGGCUCUCCAGGAAGCUUCCGAGGCUUACCUCGUGGGUCUGUUUGAGGAUACCAACCUGUGCGCCAUCCAUGCCAAGCGCGUGACUAUCAUGCCAAAGGACAUCCAACUGGCUCGUCGCAUCCGUGGCGAGCGUGCCUAAGAAGUCAUCCACGAAUGAUCUU